Messenger RNA from Amblyraja radiata (thorny skate), 3449 nucleotides. Its product is annotated as ETS-related transcription factor Elf-1-like. Gene Ontology annotation, biological process: regulation of transcription by RNA polymerase II; cell differentiation. The record is from RefSeq and is a predicted model, not a curated record. The transcript is spliced from 9 exons. Gene Ontology annotation, cellular component: nucleus. Gene Ontology annotation, molecular function: DNA-binding transcription factor activity, RNA polymerase II-specific; sequence-specific DNA binding. Bases 450 to 2456 code for a protein of 668 amino acids. NCBI's taxonomy places the organism in Eukaryota, Metazoa, Chordata, Chondrichthyes, Rajiformes, Rajidae.
GUUAUUUAAUCAGUAUCAGCAGAGCAGCAGCACUUCCCCAAUCUUCAGUGGCCAUAUUUUACUGAACAAAACUCAACUUUUCUCUUGGAUUUCCUUUUGAACGACAGCGCAGAAGGUAAUAUCGAUGAUAAAAAUAGAACAACUUGGACUGUUCAGGAAACAUUUGACUGUGGAAACAGGAUCCAGGACAGGAACUCUCUGCUUUCACACCCGAAGUUUCAAAUCCCUCUUUGCUGCUUUGGAAGUUCAAGUUUCUUUGGGACUCGUACCAACUCUGUAAGCUUCCAUUUAAGCUCUGAACCUACAGCCAGCUAUGAACUGAAGUAUUUGUAGUUUGAUGGCAACCAAUAUACUUUGAUGAGGAGGACCUUUUCCAAUCUCAAGUGGAUCAACUCAUCUAUUGCCGUAGCACGAGGAAUGUACUACCAUGGCGACAGCAGUCGAGCAAAAUGAACGUGUUUCAGUUUGCAAGUAAUGACAUGGAAAGUGCCCAGGAGGUAAGAUGCUCUCCACACAUAGCCCGUAAAGAUUGUCCGCAGAAUACCUCGAACAAUAAGAAAAUAUUUUCACUGGCUGGUGGGUCGUGCAUCUUCCCUGCUGUCAUUGUCGAACAAGUACCCAAUGCAGACCUGAUGCAGGACUACUCUGGUCUUGCUAGUGAUGAAGAGACAAAUGGGAUGAUUAACGACAGUUUGCUGGAUAUUGUGGAGGAACAGGUUAUUGGAGAGGAGAUCACCGUUCCAGUGGAGGCAUCCUGUCAGAAUGGAGAGGAGUCAAUGGAAACAAUUGAGGCGGCUGAGGCUCUGCUCAACAUGGACUCGCCCGGCCCUGCCGUAGAUGAGAGGAGGACAACUCAUAUGCUCAUGCCAUCAGUGAGUGGGGUGAUCACGGCUCCCUUCAGACACAUCUCUGUGCGGGUAGAUGGAGUUCCUGAGGUGGUGGAGAAUGCAGAAGACAUUAUAUUGACGGAGGCGACUGCCCAGCAACAGAUGGCCAGCGAAUCGAUGGAACCUACCAAAAAAAGAAAAGGGCGUAAACCGAAACCACCUCUUCCAUCUUCACCCGUGGCGAAUCCAGACUUCCCUGUGAAGAGGAAAAACAAUGGCAAAGGAAACACAAUCUACCUCUGGGAGUUCCUUUUGGCUUUGCUCCAAGACAAGAAUACGUGUCCGCGCUAUAUCAAAUGGACUCAGAGGGAGAAAGGCAUCUUCAAGUUGGUUGACUCCAAGGCUGUGUCCAGGCUCUGGGGCAAACACAAAAACAAGCCGGACAUGAACUAUGAGACCAUGGGCAGAGCUCUCAGAUAUUAUUACCAAAGAGGAAUCCUUGCCAAGGUGGAGGGGCAGCGCCUGGUGUAUCAAUUCAAGGAGAUGCCCACGAAUCUAAUCCACGUUGAUGAUGAUGGUGAUGACCCCAGUAACAUUUCUGAAACCCGGGAAAAUUCUUCAAAACUUACAACAUACAAGCUUCUGGCGACUUCGGAAUCUCCUUCGUCGGUAACAAUCCUGCCAUCAUCAAUGGUCAUGAGUUGCAUCCAAACCCAGAAGCCCAGGGUUUCCUCGCAUGUGAUGAUGUCGAGUGGGAUGGAAGCUUUGCCCCAUCCCUCCACUGCAGUCAAUUCAAUGAAAGCAACUUAUGUUGGAGAGACGGAGCAAGGGUCAGUGCACCUACUGUCACCAGAAAUGUUGAGAGAUGUUGAGCCCCUUCACCACGCGCAGCAACCCAAUGUUCUCAACACUGUGCAGGUUGUGCGGUCGGCUCCGCCUCGCCACAAAGAGAAGGUCAACGAUGGAGGCAUCCCUUUGUCGGCACCAGUGACUCCAUCGACACAGUCAGUGAGAACAUUGAAGAGCCCAUCACAGGUUCCAGUGGUCGUAUCACCAGGAGCUCAACGAAUUGGUACUGUUACGUUGCAAACUGUUCCUCUCACGACUGUGAUCACGAGCACUGAUUUAGCCAUGUCCUCUCCCAAGUUCAUUUUCCAAACAGUUCCAUCUUCCCAUCAAGGGACUGUACUGAAAAAAAACGUCACCUUGCGAGAGAAGUCGCUCAUUGCAAAAAUAGUUACACCCUCCUCUCUCGCUGGCCACGGUACCAGUUUUCGGCCGGUUCUUCCAGCCAGCCCACAGCUGCCAGAUAAUACAACACACGCCGUGUCUUUGUCCAGCGUGAUGGGUGCCGCCACUCCUGUGGUGACCUUCGCCGCCAGCAGUCAGCAGGUUAUGAAUCAACCGCAAGGCACAGUCUUCACAUCUGUGAUCAAAGCGCCAGAAACCAAGCAAGCUGCCACACAGACUGUGAUCAAGCAGGAAGAUCAGAUAGAGGCCAUGGGAACCAACCUGCAGAGUGUUCAUAGAAUCCGGCAGUCCCACGUUAUUGUGCUCACAAACACGGCAGUGCUUCCUAAUCAUAUGCCGUUUGGAGCAGGGGAGCACCGGGAAGUGGACACACAGUGACGCUGCGAGAUUCCUUUUCCACGCUUCCGCAUCUCCAUUCCCAAAUAUUGUUUCAAACUAGACCUACAACAAGUAAUGUUCAACUCAACCUGUGCAUAGUUUUAAUGUUAAGGAUAGAAGGUUACAGGGAAAAGGUGCGACUGAACUGGAGGCAACGGGCAGAUGUUAGAAAUAUAAUAAUGGGGCAUUGGCUCCGAGAGAUGUCUUUUUGUUUCUGGAUGACUUUGUUAUAAGGAGAAUUUUGAACUUUUUUUUUCAAAAGUGAGUUGCAUUUCUUAUAAUGGCAGCACACUCCCCUACAGAAACUGUAUUAUAGAUCUUGUGGCCUUUUGUGGAUUGGCACAGUAUGGCCUUGCAGUGGGAGUGCUGUUACACUGGCAUUGUGAUUGUUUGUGCUGGAUAUUGAACAUGCUGUACAUGAGAGCUCUUGGUUAAAGUGAUCAGUGAAAUAUAAACGGCAGCUCUUUUGAUACAUAGAUCCGCAUGGGGGGUUAAGCUUCAUUUUACUUAAUCAUAAAGAAACCAAAAUCUUUCUUCUCCUGUUGUAUUUUAGAAAAAGAAAGCAGAAUAUUUUGCUGGCUUGUUUCACCAUGACCUUCGCUCUUCUCUUCCUAUUAUAAAUUGUACAAACUUUAUUAGGAAUCAAAUGGGUGAACAAAGUUAACAGUAUUUGUUUGUUUGGAUGGGCUUUUGUCAGUGGGAUUCUUUAUAAAGGAAUUAUUUAAGGGGGGGGGGGGUUAUUUGUAGCAGGAACCUUCAGCUUCACAAUGUAUAUAUUAAAUGAUAAUGUUUCCUUGGUUUUGUAAAUAAUGUAUUUCAUGUUCUAUUUUUGAGGUUGAAAGAAUAUUUGAACUCUGAUUGCCAGCCCUUUUUUUUUUUUUAAAAGGUACAUUUUGUAUAGUUUUGAGAGAUGAUGUUAAAACCAUAAUGUUUCCAUGGGCAUUUUUAGAAUGAACAUGUGUCAAGGCAAAAAAUAAAUAAUUUUAGUUGCUA